CUAAUCUGGGCCCCGUUUCAUCAAAAUUUGCGAUGCGAUAUUAUCGCCGAUCGCCGAUUGCUGAUCUUUUACCUGCGAUUGCGAUAUUUUUUAAAAAGCGUUUCAUCAAACAUAUCGCAGAUUCUUGCCGGUAGUUUGCCGGUAGUUUAGUGCUAUGAGCGAUAAUCGCUCACAGUCUACUAUCAAAAUGACGUAAAAAACGGGCACCUGCUGAAUCUCGCGCCACCUGUCAUAUUUGACAGACGAUCAAACAACAACAAUGGCAGAUCUCGUAGAGAAUAGGAGCGCCUCUUGGCAGCCAAGAGAACUCGAGGAACUGCUCGAGGGCGUCCAACAAAAUUAUGAAGUGUUGUGGGGCAAAUUGUCCGGCACAUUAUCAAAGAAAGACAAAGACCGUGCAUGGUCGGACAUCGUCCAAUCAAUAAAUUCCGUAGGGGGGAACGAGAGGAACGUAGAAGAUUCAAUGAAAAAGUGGUGUGAUUGGAAGAGCCGGACCAUUAUGAAGGAUGCCAAGAGAAGACGCUUUGUGGAAAGCUCUGGGGAGGCAGCUCUUCCAAAAAAAAUGCAAUUAACUGUUUUGGAGGAUAAGCUAUUGUCCUUAGUGCCCAAAACAAAGCUGUUCGGAGUGCAAGGUGGAGGGAUCGAUACCGGUCCACUCAAGAGAUCCAUGCAAGAAAAUGAUAACCUAGACAAAGGAGAGGAAAAUAAACGCCUCAAGCAGAACGUUCCAAGUGAGCCUGUUCCCAUUCAAACAAGCUCCAAAAGCACUGCCAGCAUCCCUGCCAGCAACAGCAACAGGAAGACAAGUAUGAAGGAUUGUGAUUGUCAUCAGGAAAUGAUUGACAUAUCUCGGCAAAUGCUAGAGGAGAGUGUAAAGCGGAAUGAAAUACUGCGGGACAUAAGUUCAACACUAAAAUUAACAGCUGGCAAAGCUUUCCUGGACAACUUGUUGGAUCCCACAAAUUUUUAAAAGCGGGGGCCAUAGACAAAACUAGUCUAUAAAAUGUGUGUUAAUUAUGUUUAAAGAAAUAACACACCAUGAUAUACAUUUUGCUGUUAUUUCUACCUUGUUUAAAGGGACCUAUUCACAGAUUUAUGCAACUACUGAAGUUUGUCAUUAAAUGCUUUAAAUUAAUAAAUGUAAACAUUGGAACUAAAUAGCUCCAUAAAAAAGUGAAUACAUGUACAAUUAAAGAAAAAAAGUUAAACUCAACUGGGCUCGAACCACUGACCCUUGGAAUAAGAGUCUAGCAUUUUAGACCACUCGUUCAUCCAUGCUAUUACAGUGAGUGGUAUAUGUUAUACAUGUACUUCAUAUAAAAAAUCCUUGUAGUGUCACAAAAUAUAACGAUAACAACAGAACUUUCCAAAUUAUUCAAUCAUUUUGCAUUUGUAAUGCUGUAUUAUUUUCAGGUUAUUAAAUUGUCAAAAGAUGCAUAUACCGGAUAUUUUGGAGCAUGGUAAAUGUUCAGAAUUACUGUUAUUCUUAUUUGUAAAUGCUAUAAACAUAACUAUCAUAUUGUUUUAAUGUUGUACACAAUGUUUAUAAGUUAAUCUCAUGUAUAAACUUAAUUGUUUUGUCUCUUUUAACUGUACAGUACAUUGUUUUACUGUUAAAUUUUUAUGUGGCCCUAUAAAGGUGACCGUUUGGCGACAAAAUAUUCAUUACCCCUAUCCUGUAAAUAUUAUUUUUAAAUUUCCUUUUAGAUAUUGUCAUAACGCCACCCUGGGAGGUCAUCGCUUCUCAAUAGCCCUAUAUCCUUUAAGGUACUUUACAGACAGGGUCUUAGGUUGCAAGAGUUCAACAUUUGCUGUCACACUCAAAUAUAUUCCAAAAUAAAAUAAAAAUGCAAUUAUACAUCAUAUUUUCAUAUAAAUGUGCAAUCCUUUAAAAACAUAGAGCUAAUUAAGUAAGAUCCAGCUUCUCAACCAAUUAAUGUCCAACAAGUUGUAUAUUUUCCCAUUGUUUAAUAUUAAUAAUAAUAACAUUUUAUUACUAUAGUGCAAGACAUGUGUUUCUUUCAAUUGUCCAUUUCCAUAUUCUUUAUAUAACACUCAUUCCUUUAAAAGUGCAAUAAUGUUUACAUCCUAAAUGAAAAGGCGUGUGAACUAGGUCAUGGUUCAAUUUCGACCAAUCAGCGCCAACUUUUAUGGUCAAUGCCGUUUUAGCAAGUGGGGUGAAACCAGUACUUACCGAAACCGCCCUUAUAGUAUUCAAUGCAUUCUUAUGUAUAUAACGCUUUUUAACAUUUUAGUUAAAUGUAAAUGCGAUGUUAGGUAAGCACAGAUUUUUAUGCCCCCCCUUCGAAGAAUAAACUGAGUAUGUUUUAAAAUGAUGUAUGUAUAUUUUUAAAUGUUGGACUUUUGUUGGAAAUGUUGGAAAUAAAGUGUGUAUACUUUGUAAAUAAACUGUAGUAGUAGAAACAAAUGACUUAUUUAAUUUCUACUAGCUCGGCUAGUUGUACAAGUUACAUGGAAAUUUGUCUAAAUGGACUGGUGGCAGCACCCGUAAAUAAGACCACAGGUUCUUGACUAAAUUAAAAUUUAGUGUAGAUAAUUUGUGCAAAGUUUAACUUUGAUUGCUUCCGUCGAAGUUCAAAUUUUGCGACACUACUGAUUGAAUUCGAGCCUGGACAACAUGUUGAAUGUUAACGAUUCACCAAGAAAUACUUUGACAUACUUUUUAAGCAUAUAUAACCUACAUUCGAAUUUGAUCUAUAUAAACUUGAUGCAAAUCCUAAAUAAGAUUGGGGAAGAUUGGAUGAAUAUUGUUCGAAUUAGAGCUGAACAACAUGCUGAAUGCUGAAAAUGCACUAAGUGACCAUAUGACCUAGUAUUUAACACUACAUGACCCAUAUUUGAAACUGGCCUAUAUAUCAUCCAAAUUCAACUUUUGACAAAGAUUGGUGAAGAUCAGAUGAAUACUGUUUAACAUAACAUGUUCCUUUUUCCAAAGGGGCAUAUAGAAAUCAAAUAAAACAACAAAUUAUAAACUAAAUGAUCUAUUUAUUGGCUGCUACUAUACUUCCUCCAAAACAAGUAUCAACAAGAAUACGUCUCAGAUAUAACAUCCAACGACAUGAGUGAAUUAUGUAGAAUGCGUAUGAACAUGUGGUGAACAAAAAUGAGAAAUCAGUGCUUAAUGUAUGAUUGGUUUGCAUUUUAUCAUUUGUUUAAAUAAAAUGGUAGUUAAUAUUUUCCUUUCCAAGUACAGCCACAUAUAAUGAUAUCAAAAUUCAACAAUGUUUACAUUUAAAAUUCAACAUAAUCACGAAGAGUACACAAUGCACAGAAUGUAUUAAAUACAUAUAUGUUAAUGUGCAGACAAAAUAACAAUUAACAAAUAUGUAUAAAAAAAAAAACAUUAAGAAAAA
Molecule: messenger RNA, 3374 nt
Organism: Dreissena polymorpha
Lineage: Eukaryota; Metazoa; Mollusca; Bivalvia; Myida; Dreissenidae
Product: nuclear apoptosis-inducing factor 1-like
Exons: 7
Coding region: 260-970 (236 amino acids)
Cellular component (GO): nucleus
Source: RefSeq, a predicted model, not a curated record